UUCAAGGCUGUUUUCUUUUGGGAUUUGCUGUCUCAGGGGGGAGAUAAUAUUUGUUAGAGUUGUCAGCACCGUCCUCAUGGUGGAUCUGUUCGUUGAUCAGGUCCUGGUGAAGAACAACAAGGACCAAGAUGAGCUGGACACAGAACGUGAGAUUGUCCUGCGUUUGCAGAACCGCAUCCUCAUGCUCUUCUUUGCAUCAGCCAUAUGUGAGAGCUGCCGGCGGUUUGCUCCCACACUCUGUGACUUCUUUAAACAGCUGACAGAUGAGUUUUAUGUGGACCGUGCUGCUCAGCUCGUUCUCCUGUACAUCAGUUUGGACCAGUCAGAGGAACAGCAAGAAAGCUUCCUCAAAGAGCUGCCUAAGAAGUGCCUGUUCCUGGCCUUUGAGGACCCCUACAGGAGGGAGCUGGAGGCCAUUUUUAAUGUGGAGGAGCUGCCCACAGUGGUGGUGCUGCGUCCUGACUGCUCCGUCGUCAUCCCUAAUGCAGUGGAGGAGAUACUCCGCCUAGGCCCAAGCUGCUACUACAACUGGCGGGAAGCAGCAGAGCUCAUCGACAGGAACUUCAUGAUCCAUGAGGACUUUGAGGAGAAGUCCAUGUGUAGCUUCACGGACCCUGUGAGAAGACUCAAAUACAAGUUGGAAGAUGGGAGGAAGAAAAAGAAGAAGAAGAAAAGUCACAGAGGGAGUGGUGGAGGUGGAGAUGAAGGUUUGGAAGCAGAUAGAAAAGGAGUAGGAGGAGCAGGGUCGCCAUGGUGAUGGAGACGAUUAGUAAUUAAAAGUUUCUGCUGGCGCUGCCAGUGUAACACUGCUUUCUUUAGCUAAACAAAAACCCUUUUCAGAAAAUACUGAUAUUUGUCAUAAUAUUCAUGAAGCCGAAAUGUCAAAUGAAUGCUAUUGCUACUGGCUUUGCUCUUCUAUAUCAGUUUUAAGC
Monopterus albus (swamp eel) is the source of this 932-nucleotide messenger RNA. RefSeq names its product nucleoredoxin-like protein 1. Bases 77 to 757 code for a protein of 226 amino acids. Gene Ontology annotation, biological process: photoreceptor cell maintenance. The record is from RefSeq and is a predicted model, not a curated record. Gene Ontology annotation, cellular component: mitochondrion. The transcript is spliced from 4 exons. NCBI's taxonomy places the organism in Eukaryota, Metazoa, Chordata, Actinopteri, Synbranchiformes, Synbranchidae.